AUGGCCACUGACACAAAAAUGCGAACCCGCCCGCCGCGACCGCUCAAGCACGUACGCGUUUCGUCUCUGAGGUCUUUCCACAAGGAGCCGUAUCCGCCAACUAGCCCCUCGAGCGAUGUCGAUCCAAGGUCGUUGGGCGGGUUGCUCCCGUCGCCCUCGACGUCUUCCCCGACGCGUCGGCAUGCGAGCGGGUCGUCGGCAUUUGUGCCGCCCACUGAAACGAACACCACUGGUGGCGUUUCUUCAGCCUCCGUGACAGCGAUGCUGGUUCCGCUGUUCUGCUACUUCUCCCUCAACCUACUCCUCACUUUGUACAACAAGAUUGUUCUUGUACGUUUCCCCUUUCCCUAUACCUUGACAGCUUUCCAUGCACUUGCCGGCACUCUCGGAGCCAAUCUACUCGUUCAUUACCCCUCCCUGGCGCUUCGCGUAUCUCAAAUACCACGACGCCCAAUUCCAUCUCUUCCUCCAUUCUUUGCACGCUAUACAUGGCGCCUGCGCCGUCUAUGGUUCCGGAUGUCUGAUCGCUUUGGGGGCGUCCGGGAACACCGCCCAUUGACUGCACCCGCUAGCGCCCCUGGACUGGAAUCGUACAGAUUAGGCGAAAGCGAGGUAGCUGAUUCAUUUUAUAUGUCGACACACUCCGGCAUGCAGUCACAUCCGGGGUCAUCUCCGACACACCGCCAGCCUUUUAGUGAGCGCUCUACUGACACCCACCCUUCUGUGGGCCCUUCGCACGUUCCUCGCGAGGUUCUGAAACCAAGCAGCUUCGAUUUGACGCCGAAGGAGACGCUGGUGAUUGUCGCGUUUAGCGUCUUGUACACGAUCAAUAUUGUUGUAAGCAAUAUGUCGUUGGGACUUGUUACGGUGCCGUUCCAUCAAGUUGUUCGUUCAUCGGCUCCAUUCUUUACUAUCGCCUUGUCGGCUGGCGUCCUCGGCCAACAUGCAAGUAAGGCCAAAAUUAUCUCCUUGAUUCCAGUUAUCGCUGGUGUAGGCUUCGCGACUUACGGAGAUUACUACUUCACACCCUGGGGGUUUGCGCUUACCCUACUUGGCACGCUUCUGGCUGCAUUGAAGACAGUAAUAACGCACUUCAUCCAGUCUUCCGGAAGGUUUACACGUUCCAGCGCGCCUAAACACGAUGAGAAGACGUUGCCUUCGCCAGCUAGAAGCGUGGUCGUCGGCGCUAUUCACACGCCAAUACGAACCGACUUGCCCUGGACGCGUAACCCUGAUGGGUUGUCAGAAAUAAGCAGCGGCGAACAUACCCAUCGACAUAAUCUAACGCUCUCAGACUUGUUUCCCCGAUCACCAUCCCAUUCCCCUGCUAGCUCCAUUGCUCAACACUCCAGCAAUGAUAGUAUCAACGCGUACCUCAGUGUGCCAUCGUCGACCAGCAUUAGCAACCUAGGAUCCAUGUCCACUGCACAUUCGAUCUCGUCGGAGGCGUUUCAGGGAAGUAUCCAUAAUAUGUAUCUCGGAGACGAUGGUCUCCAUUCGUCACAUUCAUUUCAGUCGUCAUCUUCAGCGUCUUCAGUAUUCGUCCCCCCAUCCCCAUCACCUUCUUCUCGGAUCAUGCCUACAUCACCUUUAGCUAAUGUUGCUACAUUCGCUUCAACCGCUUUCAGUCCAACAAAUGGCGAUGCUUCUGUGCCUUCGGUACUUGGGAUGUCCCGUCCACCCCCCCAGUCCCCCACAAGGACUCAUUCACUUCGAUCGUCUGAUUCGCCAUCGUCACUAUCGCCUUCUUCGGUUGGUCGGGAAGUAGGGGACAGGUCCGACUUGCAAGCCUUUAGGUUCCCUAGAGCUGUUACGCCGCCGCCGCCCUACUCUGUCACCGAUGUGAGCAGCGGAUCAACUGGCUUGGCGUCGUCAUCAAGCUAUGGGCAGUCGAGUGGUAUUGUUGACGAGCUAAACAUGGCUGGCGCCAGCUAUCCGUUAAGCAGUUCUCUAUCCGCGGCUAGCGUAUCGUCAAUCAGCACGAACGGCAACUUACCACCGUCGAUCUCGUCCCCGGAUAGCGGCGUCACCAAGUAUAUGACUGCGACUGCGCCCGCAGGUGGACAGGCUGUGAGCAGACACAAUGGCUUGCUGAGACCGAUGAGACCAUUGGAUUUGUUGCUCUUGACAUCGCCAUUAGCCUUCAUCCAGUGCGUGCUCAUUGCGCAUUUUUCCGGUGAAUUGGACAAAGUCCGACACUACAGCCAACAUGAGAUGAGCAACACAAAGCUGAUGGCCUUGCUCGUAAACGGCCUCAUCGCUUUCGGGUUGAACGUAGUCAGCUUCACCGCGAACAAGAAGAUUGGGGCAUUGGGGAUGAGCGUGGCAGCCAACGUGAAGCAGGUGCUGACGAUCCUGAUUGCGGUGGUGAUUUUUGAGCUGAGGAUAUCGGGGACGAACGCAAUUGGAAUCUUGCUGACACUGUUUGGCGGUGCAUGGUAUGCGAGGGUUGAGUACGCAGAAAAGACCAGAAGGAGUGGGUAA
Molecule: messenger RNA, 2484 nt
Organism: Pleurotus ostreatus (oyster mushroom)
Lineage: Eukaryota; Fungi; Basidiomycota; Agaricomycetes; Agaricales; Pleurotaceae
Gene: DRP1
Product: UAA transporter
Exons: 4
Coding region: 1-2484 (827 amino acids)
Cellular component (GO): Golgi apparatus
Molecular function (GO): antiporter activity
Source: RefSeq, a predicted model, not a curated record